This is a messenger RNA of Penicillium taxi, 1074 nucleotides long. RefSeq names its product putative 1-aminocyclopropane-1-carboxylate deaminase. Lineage: Eukaryota; Fungi; Ascomycota; Eurotiomycetes; Eurotiales; Aspergillaceae. The record is from RefSeq and is a predicted model, not a curated record. Bases 1 to 1074 code for a protein of 357 amino acids. Gene Ontology annotation, molecular function: 1-aminocyclopropane-1-carboxylate deaminase activity; pyridoxal phosphate binding; D-cysteine desulfhydrase activity. The transcript is spliced from 2 exons. Gene Ontology annotation, biological process: amine catabolic process.
AUGGUUAAGGAUACACUUGUUCUCCCGGAGCCCUUUGCUUCCAUCCCUCGAACUUCUCUUCUUCUCGGCCCCUCGCCCAUACAUCGUCUUGACCGGAUCAGUGCUGAUCUCGCCAAAGACAGCUCCCAUCCUGUAGUGAGUAUCUGGGCCAAGCGCGAUGACUUGAACUCUGCGUACGCAUAUGGAGGCAACAAGACCCGCAAGUUGGAAUACUUGCUUGCUGAUGCGCAGGCUCAAGGCUGUGAUACUCUCGUGUCCAUCGGUGGUGUGCAAAGCAACCAUACGCGUCAAGUAGCAGCUGUUGCGGCACGAAUGGGUCUCAAGGCUCGUCUUGUUCAGGAACAUUGGGUUGAUUGGGAAAGCCCUUCCUACGAAACUGUUGGAAAUAUUCAGUUGUCACGCUUGAUGGGAGCUGACGUGCGAUUGGAUCCUUCUACCUUUGGUAUUGAGCACAAGACUACCGCUCAGGCUGUGGUGGAGGAGUCCAAGGCUAAAGGGGAAAAGCCAUACUAUAUUCCUGCUGGUGCUUCAGAUCACCCAUUGGGAGGAAUGGGCUUUGCUAGAUGGGCAUUUGAAGUACGUCAGCAAGAACGGGAAGAAGGUAUUUUUUUCGACACAGUCAUUGUCUGUGCAGUGACAGGCUCCACUUUCGCCGGAAUGAUCGCCGGAUUCAAACUCCUGGAGCGGCUGUACCCUGAAGAGCCCAAGCGCCGGAUCAUAGGUAUCGACGCUUCAGCCAAGGUUGAGGCUACUCGAGCGCAGGUUUUGCGUAUCGCACGCAGCACAGCUGCUAGCAUUGGUCUGAAGGAGGAUGAUAUCACCGAUGCAGACGUAGAACUGGAUGAUCGGUACCACGCAGGUACAUACGGCAUUCCUGACCAACUGACUUGGGACGCCAUCAAUUACGCUGCUAAGCUUGAGGCUUUCAUUACCGAUCCAGUAUAUGAAGGAAAGAGCUUUGCUGGAAUGAUAGAUAUGAUUCGACGUGGGGAGAUUAAGGGCGGAAAUGUAUUGUAUGCGCACUUGGGAGGGCAGUUGGCUUUGAACGCAUAUGAACUUGGUCGUACCGAGUAA